Saccharomycodes ludwigii is the source of this 2130-nucleotide messenger RNA. RefSeq lists its product as uncharacterized. The coding region runs from base 1 to 2130 and encodes 709 amino acids. Gene Ontology annotation, molecular function: triacylglycerol lipase activity. The record is from RefSeq and is a predicted model, not a curated record. Gene Ontology annotation, biological process: lipid metabolic process. Lineage: Eukaryota; Fungi; Ascomycota; Saccharomycetes; Saccharomycodales; Saccharomycodaceae. The transcript has a single exon.
AUGCAUAGUAAUUCAGAGGAAUUUGACUCGGAUUUACAAAAUGAUAGGGAAUCUAGUAGUACUAAUCAUUUGACUACACAGUCUAGUAAAAAUAACUAUGAUAAUAAUGAGAUUAGUGACGAAGAAAGUGCCAAUUCAUUCAUUGGUGGGUCAAAUGUUUCCCAUUCAAAGAAGAAUAGUAUAGUUACCGAGGAUAUACCCACAAAUAAGAAUUUUAAAAGCAAAAUUAAUGAAAAUAAAAGGAGAAAAUCCAUAUAUGAAGAAAGCAGCGAUAGUGAGGACAUUCUUAGUAAGGAAAAUGUAAGUGAUGUAAAACAUGGUAUUGGUACUUCAAAACAGCAACAACAGGAGGAUGAGGAGGAUGAAGACGAACGUGGGGAGAAAAACCAUAGACAUAAAAUUUUUACGUUUACUGUUCCAUUUGGUGGUACCAGCACUGAUAAAAAUUACACAAAAAGUGAAGCAAAUAUUAUUGAUGUAAAGUCUAAAAAUAAUGCCAUGGUAAGAAAGCUUAAUGAAAAAUUGCCGACCCCAACAUCGUCAUCUUCAUUAGGUCCAGUACACAUUCCAUCAAAACACGAGAUCAAAUUGAAAUUAAAAAAACAACAGUCAAUAUCAAGUUUAGAAGAACGUAUAUUGUUUGCCAACCAAAAGGGCUUAGAGAAUGAUCGGUUUAGAGCAUUUAAAAAGUUUUUAAAACCAGAAAGGGUAAUAUCUACGGUUCAAGAACUAGAAAAUGUAAAGCUCUCGUCUGUUUUGAAUAGUUUGGAGUUCGACAAUCAUGAGGUGAGUAAAUCAAGUAAUAAAGACAUCAGUAGUGGCAAUACGGAGAAUCAUAGUAAUGAAGGAUAUGACAUGCAUAGAGUACGUAGAUUUUUAAAGCACGAAUUAUCUGGGGACGUAAUUAUUUUGGGUGGAUAUCGUGGUAGCACUUUAAGAGAGGCAAAGGAUAAUAAUAGAAUAUGGAUUCCCUUAAAAGCUGGUAUUAAAAUUAAAAAGGUUAAUUUAAUAAUUGGACCGCAAGAUUCAGAUGAAAUUAAAACGCAAAAACAAAUUAAACCAGAUGGAAUGCUAACACAUGUGGGUCCCAUUGACAUUGCUAAAAGACUGAUAAAUAAAUUAAGCAAAAAUCCUAAAGUUAACAUUCGAGAUUUUGGGUAUGAUUGGCGAUUAUCAUUGGAUAUAACUUCAGAAGAGUUGCACGAUUUUAUCUUGAAAAUUCAGGAAAAAAGGAACGGUAAAGAAAGUAAAGGUAAAGGGGUUUUCAUAAUUGCACAUUCUAUGGGGGGUUUAUUAGCGCACUAUGUUUUACAAAAAUACACAAAUUUAAUUAGAGGUAUAAUAUACGUGGGGUGUCCAAGUCAAUGUCCAGAUAUACUGGGACCGCUGAGGUUUGGGGAUCAAGUUUUAUGGAACACCUCUAUAUUAAGUGCAGAGGCAAAUUUCUUUAUGAGAAGUAGUUUUUAUUUUUUACCGCAAGAUGGAAGAUGCUUUGUUAAUGAAGAUACGUUUGAAAGAUACGAUUUAGAUUUUUUUGACCCAGAGACAUGGUGUAAAUAUGGAUUAUCGCCUCUGGUGGAUAAAAAUAGGAGAAAGUUUGAUAUAAGGCAAAAAAAGAGAAAAUCAAGAAUAAUUCUAACAGACUUGGUAGAAAAGUUAAUAUUAUCGGAUGAUGAGCGGGAAGAGGAAAAAAGAAGAGGUGAGAAAGUGAAAAAUACUUCAUCAGACAAGGAGGAGGAGGAAGGAGAAGAGGAGGGUAGUUGUUUCCACACGUCUUAUGAAGAUUGUGUUGAUUAUUUAAAAAGAGUGUUGCCUAGGGUGAACGAAUUUUUAAAUUUUUUGAAUUAUAUUCCUAAUAAGAAAUAUCCUCCAUUGGCAAUAGUGUAUGGUAACACGGUACCUACAGUUCGUGGAGCAAAGUUUAAAAACAAAAAUGAUAUUAAGUUAGGUGACUAUAGUAAGUUUUAUUACGGUCCAGGGGAUGGAGUUGUUCAUCAUAAAUGGUUAUUACCUGAACAUAGGGGAUUUCCAUUAGCAGCUAAAAUACAAUCGCCUGAAGGCCAUGUUAGCUUAAUGACAGAUCACGAUGCAAUAGCAAAAGCAUUUAUUUCGAUAGUUGAUAAUGAAUAA